Molecule: messenger RNA, 714 nt
Organism: Cajanus cajan (pigeon pea)
Lineage: Eukaryota; Viridiplantae; Streptophyta; Magnoliopsida; Fabales; Fabaceae
Product: large ribosomal subunit protein eL32z
Biological process (GO): translation
Cellular component (GO): cytosolic large ribosomal subunit; ribosome
Molecular function (GO): structural constituent of ribosome
Source: RefSeq, a predicted model, not a curated record
GAGCAAUUGUUAGAACUUGGGAAACCCUAAUUGUGCUACUUGAGAGAAAAUGGCGGUACCCUUGAUCUCGAAGAAGAUCGUGAAGAAGCGCGUGAAGAAGUUCAAGCGCCCCCAGAGUGACCGCAAGAUCUCCGUCAAGCCAAGCUGGCGCAGACCAAAGGGUAUUGACUCCCGUGUCAGGAGAAAGUUUAAAGGAUGCACUUUGAUGCCCAACAUUGGUUAUGGUUCAGACAAGAAAACUCGCCAUUAUCUGCCAAAUGGUUUCAAGAAAUUUGUUGUGCACAAUGUGAAAGACUUGGAACUUCUCAUGAUGCAUAACAGGACGUACUGUGCUGAGAUUGCUCACAAUGUGUCCACAAGGAAGAGGAAGGACAUAGUUGAGAGAGCUGCCCAGCUUGAUGUCGUUGUUACAAACAAAACAGCCAGGCUGCGCAGCCAGGAAGAUGAAUAGAUCCGGAUGUCUGGGAGUCAUAUUUAUGUUUUGUAGUGAGCUAUGGUUGAUACGCUAGAUGGUAGAUUUUGAUUGCUUUUGUUAUUUUCUUGACCAGAACCUUGUUGCAUGUGAUACAUUUUUUUAUGUUGCUUAUUGUCUUGCCGAUGCAAAAUUUUCAACCCAAUCUUGAGUUUAUCUUUGGUUCUGUUCUAGUUAAAGGUAAUUGUUUUUCAGGGUUUAAUGCUUUGCUCCACCUCAUUAACAAUGUGGUGAUUGCUUCA